CGAUCUGGAUUUUGAUAGUCUUUAUUUUUCAAAAAAAAAGUGGAGCUCAUUUGGCGACAUUGCCGGUCGUUCUGAGGUUGCUCUGCGCCCGGCAGCUUUAAGCAGCGGAAAAAUAAAAUAAACGUCAAGGCUGCAGGCGGAAGUUGUGAGCAAUCACCUGAUAGAGAGGGAGAGAGAGAGAGAGAGAGAUCAAGUGAUUCGGCUGCCACAUGCAACAUGGCUUCCUGGUGGGUUUGGCCAGUGAUCUGGAUGUACUUGUUGGCUGUGCUGCCCGGAGUGCAGGCUUUGGAUGGAGGGGAUGCGGUAGCACUGUUGCUGGGGCUGGCUCUCAGUGUCAUCGGGAUCUGUGCGUGUCUGGGCUGGUACUCACGGAGGAGAAACGCGCAACUCUGAAACCACGGCAGGAGGAGAGAAGCCAGAGUCUUUCCAAAGCACCAACGAGCGAAGGGGCUCCCUGGUCGCGACGGCCUUAUUAUCCUCAAGAGAUGCAUGACCCUCCGGAGAAAGAGAGAGGGAGGUCGCGCCGGAUCACACAAGACACCCGUCCUCUUGGGUUUUACAGACUCUUUUGAUUGCACCAGCGCCGUGAGAAGUUGCCCGUUUGAUGGCUCCUGUUCGUGCUCAGUCCCUCUCUCUCUCACACACACACACACACAGACACCUUGUGUCUUCCCCAGGACCACCACUUUGGCCAGUGAGGAACAUCCAACUCCAUCCUCCUCAGCGUGCGUGGGAAAGCUGCUCGAACCAAGUUUUACAACCCUCGGGGCGUUGCUUCAAAGCUUCAGUGAGAUUUUAUUUUAAUGUGUGUUUUAUUUCCCCCCCCCCCCCAAAAAAAAAUACGACAAACGAAUCCCACGCCGAUUUUUGGAGCGCCAAACCCAAAAUGAAACACGGAAGUUGAAGUUAACGUGCUCGCUUGCUCCUGGUCCGCACUCUGAUCCAAACGCUGUCAUUGUUUCUGAGUAAUUGUGACACUCCUUUCCCCUCCGUCCGUGGUUGCACCAAAACGUUAAAGUAAUUUAUUUCAAGCGGUGGAGUAUUUUUAGGUUUUGGUUUAAAUUUUCCACGCGGCUGCUCCCGAAUUCGGCCUCGCCUGAUCAUUGCCACCUAGCGUCGUUUAUUUUUUUUUAAAAAGAGAUGUUCGUCAUAAAUACAGUUCCUUGCUUUGUGUUCCCAAAACAUUCACCCCACACCAUCCUCUGGACUUCUCACCGGCUACUGUAAAGAAGACAUUUAUUGAUCCAGCAAACUAAUACGGUGACUGGAAAACGUUAAUGUGUGAUUUGUAUCAAUUUGAAUUUUCAUAAAGACAUCAUAAUAAAUCACGAUGUCUUUUGAUUUGCGUAAAAUGAACUUAAAAAGUUGUAAUUUAUUUAUUAACUGUUAUAACAUAGUAGUUUUAGUCUAGCCUCUAAUUGCAAGUUAAAGACGAACACUAUUUUAUAGCAUCUUUCUACAGUUGGGUUCCUCCUGAACAUUAUAAUUGCCAAAAAGAAAAUCACAACCUUUUGUACAUUUUGGGAUCAUUCUCAAUUUUGUUUAUCUUGUCUCCAUUACGAGUUGUAGUUUGUUCACUUGCUUAGACGAAAUUAGCGGUGUUUGGUUUAGCUCAGUUGAUUGGACGGUUGGUUUGCAAAACAGUGUGAUGCCAACAGUGUGGACCCAAUUCCCACACUUGCUAAGGUUACUGUGUCUCAACCUCUGUCCUCACCUGAGGUAUGGUGGCCCUCUGGUUAAAUCACCAUGAGUGAUCUCUCCCUCAUGCAUGAGAGAGCAGGCCAAUGGUCUGGCAAGUCUAUGGUGACACAAAUCAAAAAAAGAUGAAAUGGUGAUGAACCAGUCUGUGGAAUACAAGACUCUUCCCCUGUGUAAAAUAAAUGUAACAGAAGCCCUAAAGCUGUGCUUAAGACCCCAGUUUGAACAGAAGGUGAACUCCUAUUUAAGUAACUUAUUGAAACUCAAAAAUCCGGCAGGUAGUGACAACAAAACACUUUUUUCACUGUAUCUUCAAUAUAUAUGUAACAGUUUUUAAAGUUCAUCGUUUAACUAACUGAAAAAUUCACUGAACAUCCCUCAUUCUGCAUAUUGAUUCCAGAAAGGCUGAUAAUUGAAUUUGAGCUAACUAAAUUGGCUGAGAAUUAUUUGGGUGUGCUUAAGUCUGAGCUACAAACAACUGAGCAAUGGCUAAACCAUUCACUGUGAAGGCUGCUAACUUUGAAAUUUAACAAUCCUCUUCCUGUCAUCACAUGGCCUUUUAUAAAUGUUAAUAUGUAUCAUGCAGCAGAUGUUAGCAGUUAGUGGCCUUUGAAAUUGCCAUGAUACAACAAUGUAGUUAAAUGACAAAUUUGAGAGGGUGGGGGUGGAACAUGCCUUAAACCCUGGAUGUUUGGAGAUUUUAUAUGUUUUCAUGCCUAUUUAUUUGGAUGAUACAAACAUUGUAGCAGUUUGUUGAAUUCACUUAUGAUUGUUUGUUUCUAGCCCCACCACUUUCUUAAAUGACAUUUAUUUUGUGUUGUGAAUUGGACAUGUUUGUUUCCAGCUUUCAGGGUUAAUUAAACUCAUGAUACAUAAGGACUCUUAAAUUGAUAAACUAGGCCUGUAAAGGUAGAGUUCCUUUGAAAAGUUUGAAAUCAAAGCCAAAUGUGAACUUUACUUAGUCUGGAAGCCAAAAAACAGGAAGUACAAUUUGUUCUGCUUUCUAUUUGAUGCUUCAGUGGCUCUUAAUUCUGAACAUGCUGCAUCAUGAAAUUCAUGCAUCCUAUGGGUUAUUUGUAGCGCACAAUGCAUUGACUUUGUGUUCAUGAUAUGCACUAGAUUUUAUGAAUUAUGUACACAGCAUAAAUUUUCAAGCAAU
Messenger RNA from Chiloscyllium plagiosum (whitespotted bambooshark), 2857 nucleotides. RefSeq names its product small integral membrane protein 30. NCBI's taxonomy places the organism in Eukaryota, Metazoa, Chordata, Chondrichthyes, Orectolobiformes, Hemiscylliidae. The record is from RefSeq and is a predicted model, not a curated record.